ACAAUGUGCCGGCAUUCUAGUUCUUUCGUUUUAAUGCGCUCCGACUGCUUUGCCCGCACUAGCUUAGCAUCACCGUAGGCAUGCAGCUUAAAAGGGGCUGACCGUGUCUGCCAAUGUCUAUGUAUUUCCCCUACUAAUAAAGCGGAAGCACAACAACUUGUUGCGCUUGUAUCGUCAUCGUCAGGAUGUCGCAGGUGGAGGUGAGCGAGGGCAGCGUGGAGGUGCCAUGCUGCACGUCGCCACUCUUCUUCAGACAAAGUCGACCGUCCUCAGGAGACGCCAAGAUGUCCGUUUUGCUUCUUCACGGCCGCCGCUUCUCCUCGGAAAACUGGCUCAGCGUCGGCACUCUGCACGCGCUGGCCAAUGCCGGCUACCGAGCCGUCGCCGUCGACCUUCCAGGACUGGGCCGCUCCAGCUCAGCCGAGGCGCCGGCGGCCGUGGGCGAGCUGGCCCCCGCUGCGUUCCUGACGGACGUGUGCGAGCGACUGCGGCUGAGCCCCGUGGUGCUGAUCAGCCCGUCACUCAGCGGCAUGUAUUCGCUCCCCUUCCUGCUGCAACAGCAGCACCUGCUGCGCGGCUACAUCCCCGUCGCACCCGUCUGCACCGACAAGAUCAGCGCCCAACAGUACCGCAGCGUCAAGGUGCCGACGCUGAUCGUCUACGGCGACGGUGACACUGAGCUGGGGCAGGCGUCGCUUAGCAACCUGAGUCAGCUGGCCAAUCACAGCGUGGCGGUGAUGAAAGGGGCAGGGCACGCCUGCUACCUGGACGACCCGGACGCAUGGCAUCGGCUACUCAUGGACUUCCUCGCUAAACUCUGAGAUGCCGGGGACAGCCUUACCGCGUUGUUGUUGUCAAAACAGGUGGAGGGCCCUUUUCUGUAGCGCGCCACUGUCAUUUCCUCGCACGGGUUCUCCUCCAUGACUGGAAAUAAGCGAUGAAGGAAAAAGAGCAGAGAUUUUCUCCACAUCAACGACAUCAUCGCACCAGAGGAUACACUCCUCCUCCUCCUGGGACAGCGUUUCGAUCUUGCAGCUGUUGCAGGGCAUCUUCUCGGCCACCACGAACAACAGGUUGGUGUUGUUUAUCCUCUUGGCGUGGAUCAGCCUGCACAGAGACGACACUGCACUUUAUCAAGUCAUGUCGUUCUUGACGGUGUGUGUGUGUGUGUGUGUGUGUGUGUUUAUAUGUGCACCUGGAGCAGUUGCCACAGUCCUGCAGCAUGUUGAAGGAGCUGCUCAGGUUGCUCAGGUAGUACUGAGUCUGGAUCAUGACACAGCUCCGAUCCUUGGAGUCCAGUCCUUCGGCCUCCACCUUAUCUGCACGCACACAAACAUGAAUCUAUACAAUUACCGACAAAAAGUUACACAUACAGUGAACACUCGGUACUUCGCGGUUCGACUAUCGCAAAUUCAUGACUUUUACAGUGAAAUUUUGCAUGCUGUUUUUUACAGCGUAUAAACUCGCAUUGUAUUCUGCGUCCUGAUUGGCUACGGUACUGUAGACCAAUUUGAAUCCAUCUCCUCCGUGCCAUGCCUCCUGUACAGCUCAGAAUGCGUUCGGCUUGCUAAAUUUAAGUGUGAGUGUUCGAUUGCUAGCAGUGUGACUGUAAAGUGCCUCCUGUUUGCAAGUUUUCUCCCAGACAUAACCAACAAUCUUCUCGCCCUGAGGAAAAAAGAGCGGCAACAACUACCUAUUAACUAUGUUCUUCUCUCGGGAAAAGACAGUGGAAAAGGACGCUACAGCGGAGCAGCGUCGGGGACGGUCAGAGGAAGCGUGAAACACGCGCGAGUCACAAUGAAUAAUUUCUCAUGUUUCCAACCUGAGACUAUGUCUUUGGGCUGGCUCGGGAACGCUUCGGGAUCCCCCCGGAAGAGCUGGAUGAAGUGGCUGGGGAGAGGGAAGUCUGGGCGUCCCUGCUAAAGCUACUGCCCCCGCGACCCGACCUCGGAUAAGCGGUAGAAAAUGGAUGGAUGGAUGUUUCCAACCUCAUAACCUUGUUCAUUAAAAUUAAAUGUAUUAUUUCUAAAAA
Messenger RNA from Phyllopteryx taeniolatus (common seadragon), 2032 nucleotides. RefSeq names its product abhydrolase domain containing 14B (gene abhd14b). NCBI's taxonomy places the organism in Eukaryota, Metazoa, Chordata, Actinopteri, Syngnathiformes, Syngnathidae. Bases 186 to 821 code for a protein of 211 amino acids. The transcript is spliced from 5 exons. The record is from RefSeq and is a predicted model, not a curated record. Gene Ontology annotation, cellular component: cytoplasm.